This is a messenger RNA of Prorocentrum cordatum, 465 nucleotides long. The record is from the annotation of a GenBank genome assembly. Lineage: Eukaryota; Dinophyceae; Prorocentrales; Prorocentraceae.
AUGGAGAUAGACGCCGUCUUCGGAAUCGACUGGAACCUCAGCGCGCGCGAAGCCAUUACCAAGGUAAAGGGGCAAGCGCACGAGGAUAAGGUCGACAAGACGCCGGCCCUGGCUGCUGGCGGCGACGAGGAGAUGGCUGCGGCGCCGGCCGCUGCCGCCCAAGACGCGGCCACUAACCAGGCCGGCGCGAAGCUGGUGUCCUUCCUGUCGCGGGCGAAGACAGUGAACAAGCUGCAGGCCGCGCUCCAGCAAAUCCUGAACAGGAAACAGGAGCCCGCUGCGCUGGGCGCCGCGCUGGUGCACUGCGCUGGGCGGGGCAACGGCAGCUGCGUGAGCGCGCUGCUGGAGGCGGGCGCGCCCGUGGACGCGCGGGCGCCGGCGGCCGAGGGCGGGCACACUGCCCUGCAGCUGGCGGCCAGCCGCGGGCACGUGGCUGCCUGCAGCACGGACAGCGCCCGCAGCUGA